UUCUUCCUAAACACUUGAGUGGGGAGGGCCCUCGGGGCGAGCACACCCCUAACUGCCUGUGUCAGACUAUUUCAGAACAGAGGCCAGCAUUUAGUCACUGCGUAGAGGCUGCACAUAUCAUUUGGUUUGCUGAAGUCCACCCCAACUUGCGGAGGGUAUUUCUCCGUCUCUUCCCAGGAACUCGUUGGCUAAGAUCAAAUCUGCUUUUUUUUGUUCACCUUGCAGAAACGGUGCGUUGUGACCACAGGUUACUUUUACGCACAGACAGUGAAGACGCAGGAGGACAAUGCCUCGAUCUUUUUUGGUCAAAAAGUACUUCGCGAAACAAAAACCAAACUACAGUGAACUGGAAUAUCAGAAUGACAGCUUACUGGAGAGGUUUCCUCUCGCUGAGCUCUCAUCGGCAGACAGCACCUGCUUCACCGCGGGUCUGGUCUGGGACCUGAGCGUCCUGCCCACCCUCUACCUGCCCGCGUCUCAGUCCGAGCCCUCGGCCACCUCCGUCCCGCUGGACCUCAGCUCCCCGUCCAGCCUCAGCAGCAACGCCAGCAGCAGCGGCGAGGAGGACGAGGGCCGCACCUCCGACCCGCCGAGCCCCGAGCCCGUGCACACGUACGCCCCCCGCCAGCGGAUGAAGUGCACGGGGGUCAUGGCCCACGUCAGCCCCCCGGAGGAGGAGGAGGAGGGGGAAAGGGAGACCCCCGCCACGGCGGCCAGGCCGGCCUUCCUCUGCAAACACUGUCCCAAAGAAUACACCAGUCUGGGGGCUCUGAAGAUGCACAUCCGCUCGCACACCCUGCCCUGCGUGUGCACCACCUGUGGAAAGGCCUUCUCCAGGCCGUGGCUGCUGCGCGGCCACAUCCGCACGCACACAGGUGAGCGCCCGUUCUCCUGCCCCCACUGCAACCGGGCCUUCGCCGACCGCUCCAACCUGCGGGCGCAUUUGCAGACCCACGCCGAGGUGAAGAAGUACCAGUGCGGCGUCUGCUCUCGCACUUUCAGCCGCAUGUCACUGCUGCAAAAACACAGCUCCUCAGGGUGCUGCUCCACUUCGGUGUGAGCCCGGAGAGGACCAGAAGUUCAGAGCAGAGGACUUACCCGCUUCAGAAAAGGAGGUUCACACAAGCCCUGCCAGCCGGUUCGGACAUGCAAAGACCACAGAAAGCAUGAAACGGCCUAAUCUAAGAGACCGAGAGGGGAAUUAAACCUCAUUGUGGAGCUGAUUUUACCAGCUACUUAGCUCCUCUGUUCUAUUAUAAGAGAGCAGAGAGGCUCAUUUUGUUUUUUUCUUCCAGUUUUGACCGAGUGUCUUGAGGCUGGACCAAAUCUGAACCAAACACUACCAAAACUCACGUGAUAAAGAGUUCUUUUUGUUUGUUUUUUUUGUUUUUUUGCUCUCGUGUCCAUUCCAAACAACAAUUACGUCCUGAAACCCCUUUUGGGAUAAGAGGUGUCUUUUUCCUACCUCUGUCCUGGUGCAGGCCAGCUCAGGAUCCUAGGGCCUAGACACAGCUGCUCAGAGGUAGGGGUGCGUGGGUGGGAUAAAUCUCUUGGCGUGUCACCGAACACACACACACACGCACACACACACGCUCGCACACACCAAAUCAAAUGCACACGCAGCUGUCCCUGGUACUGUGGUGUAGAUAGACGAGGUGCUAACAGGUGCCACAGUCCUGACCUUCGCUGGUUGAUAGCAGGUGACUUCCACUGCCCUUGGUUUUGCUUAAGAAAAAAAAGAGGAAGCAUGUCACUGCAGAAGAAUGGCACCAGAAAGUUUUCUCUUUUCUUUUCUUUUUUUUUUCGCCAGCGAGGAUCGUUUUAAGCCUCUGUUAUGACUACACCCGGACCUUCUCUUUAAUCCGAUGAGUUUCGUAGAUAGGAAAAAGCCGUUUUCCCAAAGAAGAUGAAAUGUGGAUGAAAAUGAAAAGCCAUGCACUCAAGGUUACUACAGUGUUAAAAUUUACCAGACAAAGCCAUACUACUUAAAUGAAUGUUCCUCUAAAUUGUAUUACUUCUACAACCAAAAUGUGCCUUUUUUUACCUCGUUUAUGUGUCGUGGCUUUAAAAUCUGAUUGCAGUAUUAGCUGAAUUUGAAAUGUCAGAAGGCUGGGACCAAAGAUUUUCUUUUUUUUAAAACUGUUUACACCAUGGAAUCAUGGUUGCCCAACAUGUGAUUAACGCCUUUUGAAUGGACAGUCCAAAGAUGAACUUUUAACUUUCCUAAAUAUUUUAUGGCUGUUUUCUAGUGCAAUGUGCAGAUGAUGUUAUUUUGUUUUAAUUUUCUCUUUUUUUUUUGUACCAAGCUUGUGUGUUGACUUUUAUUCCCUGUAUAUGUCGUAACUGAAACCUUUUCAUUCAAUAAAGUAAUUUAUGUUUAUUAAA
Menidia menidia (Atlantic silverside) is the source of this 2385-nucleotide messenger RNA. NCBI's taxonomy places the organism in Eukaryota, Metazoa, Chordata, Actinopteri, Atheriniformes, Atherinopsidae. The record is from the annotation of a GenBank genome assembly.